This is a messenger RNA of Colletotrichum acutatum, 429 nucleotides long. RefSeq lists its product as uncharacterized. The coding region runs from base 1 to 429 and encodes 142 amino acids. NCBI's taxonomy places the organism in Eukaryota, Fungi, Ascomycota, Sordariomycetes, Glomerellales, Glomerellaceae. The transcript has a single exon. The record is from RefSeq and is a predicted model, not a curated record.
AUGCUGUCUAUCACACCCCAGGGAGAUCACCACCAGCAGUCCCUCUACCUUCCCUUUAGACCGUUGUCUUCCUCGAGCCGCCCUUGCACCGACUUGCCCUUCCUCAGCAGCAUCGCCAGCAGUAUGGGUCACAGCCUCCAUGUCGGCAACACCGUCUCGGUGACGCCAGCCUCGCUCAAGGACUCAGCCAGCGUUGCGCAGGCCCUCGAGAUCGCCAGAGAGAGCGAAGACGGAGCCUCAGACCCGACUGUUAGCAGCAUCCUGGAGAGCGCUAUCAGCCAGAUCUGGGCCAAGGUCGCCGCCCAGCCCGAGUCCUACGUUCUCAACCGAGACGAGUUCGCCGUCUUCAACUACUUCCAGCACCGCUUCAUGGGCAACAAGAUCGCCAUGGCCGCACGCAAGCGCUACUGGGACAACGCCCGCGCAUGA